Molecule: messenger RNA, 1657 nt
Organism: Prorocentrum cordatum
Lineage: Eukaryota; Dinophyceae; Prorocentrales; Prorocentraceae
Source: the annotation of a GenBank genome assembly
CGCGAUGAGGAUUGCCAGGAUAGCCUCCGAGUCGGCCGUCGACUGUGCCAAGACGGCCCAAGGGGGCCUACAACGUUUCCAUAGCCAUUGGGGCCCAGGUCGAGUCAACUCGGCCCGGUCAAGCCCGAAAGCUAAACUCCACACACUUCUCUACGUCCUCUUCUGCAGUCAGCACGCGAUGAACUCACAGUGGGUGGUCGUUCUCGCUUUCCUGCCAGUGACUUUCCAGCUGAGUUUACACUCGGAUGGAGCUGAGGUGGAUGCAGACGGUAAGGAGGAUGAUCCAGUGUAUGAUUUCGGCGGCUUCUUUGAGUUCAUUGGGCGGGAGAAGCAGAACGAGGAGCAGCAGCUCGUCGGGCAGGGCCGCAAGAUCGCCGAGACCUCGGAUCUGGCAGGGCCUUGGAAGGCGCCGCUGAGCCCUGGCGACACUUACCCCAUGUCAGCGUCUUGGCCGCUCAGUAGCACAGCGCAGUGCACUAGUGCCGACAUGACGAUCCUCAACGACAUGGCCUUGAAGCAGGCGAAGAAGAAGCUGCCACCAGCCAUGCGCGCGGGGGAUUUCAAGACAGGGUCGUGCUACACGGGGGCCGAGGCCUCUGGGUCGUGGGAUAUGACGGGCGGUUCCGGGUUUGUCCCGUGCUACCAGUCGUAUUUCCCUGUCUCCACGCCGUGCGCCACCUGCAUCGGGAGCGUCUACCUGAUGGCCAAGUACAACAUGUCGACCAAGUGCUACAAUCUCUGCAAAGGGCGCCCGCAUAGGAGGGACGGUGCCCACUGGUGCUGGGAAGAUUGCCAGUCCUGCAUGUGGUACAUCGGGAAGAAGCUGUCAGACUGCUACGGGGAGCCUUACGACAUGGCUUGCAAGUACGCCAAGGAGCUUGGGAAGGAGGGGUGGUUCGAGAAGAAUGGCAUCGAUCCCAACGGGGCCUUUCCGUAGCGGGGCAACCAGACCUCAGCGAUUUCAGACGCCGCUGCUUGUCUCGCCAUUCUCGGCUGUGUCUUCCUACCGUACUUCCGAUGAUGGAUUCAGGAUGUGCUCGAGUCCACGCCCGCCCCCUCGCUAAACAAAUCACACCCACCCCUUCUGUCCCGACGAGAGCGAAGUUCUGGCGCCUGCGGCGGGCUCCUCUGCGCAGCGCCUCAGAAACCGGCGCGCGCGGCGGGCUUUUGGACCAUUUGCGCUCGAGCCUCGCAGAACUGCCGAGGCCGCCCCCCCGCCCCCCCUCGCUCUCGUCCGCGGCUGCGGGUGCUGUCGUGCCCUGUCUGCUCGAGGCCGCGGCCCCGAUGUAUCCAGGCCUCCCAUGACUCCCAUGUGGGGCCUCCUAUGUAGCGGGCACAGCCCAUCUGUUACGAGGGGCCGUGGCGGGGGGCCCCCGUUUGGUGCUGAGGCAUCGGGGCCUCGAGCGCGCGGAUCCCUGUUGUUUGCACGUGCCCCCCGGCGCCCAGGAGCCGAGGAAGCGUAGUUCGGGCGUGGCGCGGCGCCGCUCGCAGGUCGAGCGGGGGGGGGGGGCGCGAACGGUUCCAGAAAUCUGGAGCCUCGGGCUCGGGGAAAUAGAGCAGUUCCAUAAGCUGAGGGCCGGUGGCCAGAAAAUCUCUGUUGCCAGUCGUCAGACCCUAGCGACAUUGCAGCGGUGCGAGCUGGCUGCUUGCACGGAUG